CGAGACACACCUAUUUAUAUAAACAAACUGAUAAAAUUGUAUAUUAUUACUUUUAAAAUAUUUUGCGCUUUAUUCAUAAAUUUGUGUAAAAAGUUCAAGAUUCGGCUAUAACAAAAUUAUCCUUUUUGGUUUAAGUAAGCCAUAAUAGACCGAACAUGGGUGAACCUCCUGCAAAAAAGUUUAGGAAUUCCAGUUUGCUGAACAGUGGCGAUUUGGAGGCUGCAUGGGAAAGCGAGUGGAAUACUGUUUGCUAUACAAAUUUUCUGAGGGAAUACAGAAAGCGCUAUGCUGGUUUAUUCUCUGAUCACCAAAUAACUGAGGCAGCUUCAAAUCGAUGGAACAAAAUGUCUUUUCUACAUAGAUUUCAAUAUCUGGACCCAGUUAAACGGAGAGAGUUAAAACGCAGAUUUCCUAUAUCUGCGCACGAAGAGAAGAAAAUGAAAGCCGAACCGAAAACCACAAAUAAAAGUGAUCCGAAAAAGAGGGAUUCAAAAUGUGUCUUACCCAGGAAACGAUGCGCCACGCCGAAGCAGAAGUACGGCUUACCCCAGGCAGCUUGUCCCAAACCCAAGAUUUGCUCCAAAACGAAGCCACUGUGCUCCAAGCCGGAGCCCCUGUCCUCCAAUCCGAAGCCAUGUAACCCAAGAAAAAGACGUCUAAGUCCAUCGCCGAAAAAAUAAAUCUGUAUACAUGAAUGUUUGGAAUUUUAUGAAAAUAAUAUCCGAUUUUUGAAAGA
Drosophila takahashii is the source of this 736-nucleotide messenger RNA. The record is from RefSeq and is a predicted model, not a curated record. NCBI's taxonomy places the organism in Eukaryota, Metazoa, Arthropoda, Insecta, Diptera, Drosophilidae.